UCAAUAGCCUGCGGUCACACUGCAGCACGUGCACGUUGUUUUAAAACUUCGUUUUUGUUUUUGAGAGUUUCUUUAAUUUAUAGCUUUGGCACCAUGUCCAAGGCCCCACCGAAAGGGCGCGCGAAGCCCAAGGUACCCUACAAACGCUAUUUCGACACAGACAAUGCCGCUGCCGAUGGCGACACCGCUGGCUUGCAGCCAGUCAAGUUAAAGCGCAAGAAUCAACAAAAUGUUGUGGGGGAAUUCAUCAGAAUGCAAACGCAGUCGAAAGCCAGCAAGCCACUGCGUCCCAACAAGGUCAAAGCCGAGGCGACUGACCCAGACGAGGCCCGGAAGAGCCACGUACCACCGGAGCUGCUGGCCAAGUACUCGCGAGGUGAAAAGGUAGAGGCGCGCGGCGUCAAGACGAGGCACUUUAAGGAGCAGCAAGAGCGCAAGGAGGUGUACCUGGACUAUGCCACAGAACAGGCGGCACGCACAGAGCUGCUGCUGCAGGAGACCGCCGGCCAGUUGGGUGCCGACGAGGGCGAGAUAACGGCCGAGUAUCGCCAGGAGCAGAUUGCGGCCAAUGUGGAUCUGCAGUCGGCGUCCAAGCACUUCCAACUUAAAUUGGAGUUCGGCCCCUACACCAUGCGAUACUCAAAGAACGGACGUCAUCUGCUUCUGGGCGGCAGGCGUGGCCAUGUCGCCGCCUUCGAUUGGGUCACCAAGAAGCUCCACUGCGAAUUCAAUGUGAUGGAGAGCGUGGCCGAUGUCCAGUGGCUGCACGUUCCCACCAUGUAUGCGGUGGCCCAGAAGAGCUGGGUCUACUUCUACGACAAGAAGGGCACGGAGCUGCACUGCGUCAAGCGCCUGACGAACGUGAAUCGACUUGAUUUUCUGCCCUACCACUUCCUUCUGGCUGCCGGCAACAGUGCGGGUUAUGCCUCCUGGCUGGACGUCUCCAUGGGCGAGCUGGUGGGUAAUUUCAACACCGGCCUGGGCGACAUACGCCUGCUGCGACACAAUCCCAGCAACGGUGUCCUGUGCGUGGGUGGCAGCCGUGGCGUCGUCUCCAUGUGGUCGCCCAAGGUGCGUGAGCCAUUGGCAAAGCUGCUCUGCCACUCGACAGCGAUGACGGCCAUGACGGUGGACCCCAAGGGCCUGCAUCUGGUCACCGCCGGCCUGGAUCGCAACGUCAAGGUCUGGGACAUCCGCAUGCUGAACGACCAGCCGCUGGCCCUCUUCCGCUUGCGUUUGCCAGCCAACGAGCUGGAUGUGUCGCAGCGCGGCAUGCUGGCCCUGUCCCAGGGCAACUAUAUGGAGACCUACACGGAUCUGCUGUCCGGCGGCGGCACUGGGGAUCGCACCAAGCUGCCCUAUCUCCGCCAGCGCUGUGAUGCCUUUGUCCAUGGCCUGCGCUUCUGUCCGUACGAGGAUGUUUUGGGUCUAUCCACGGCCAAGGGCUUCCACUCGGUGCUGGUGCCUGGUUCCGGUGAGCCCAACUACGAUGCCCUCGAGGACAAUCCGUAUGAGACCAGCAAGCAGCGACGCGAGCACGAGGUGCACGCCCUGCUCGAAAAGAUUCCACCCGAACUGAUCACGCUCGAUCCCAAUGAGAUCACCGGCGUCGAUGCGCCCACGUUGCAGGAGAAGAUCGAUGCCAAGCGACAGCUCUUCCACCUCAAGCCACCAGCCAUACGCAUGAAUUCCCGACGCAAGAUGAAGGGUCGCGGCGGCACUGCCAAGGCAUCGCGCAACAAGCAGAUUGUGAAAGAUACAAAGCGAAAGGAGUUUAUAGCGGAGGUGAGGCAGGCCAAGAAGAGCGUGAUCAAGCAGCACAGCAGCAGCAAGGAGUUGGCAGGGGACUCAAAGCCAAAGCCCCCACGCUCUGUCCUGGAUCGUUUCAAGCCGAAGCCCCAAAAAAAGCACAAAACCUGAAUGGAGUUCCAUCAUUAAUUGAGAGAAAAUAUAUUAGAGUAUAAACUAGA
Drosophila guanche is the source of this 1970-nucleotide messenger RNA. RefSeq names its product WD repeat-containing protein 46. The record is from RefSeq and is a predicted model, not a curated record. NCBI's taxonomy places the organism in Eukaryota, Metazoa, Arthropoda, Insecta, Diptera, Drosophilidae. Gene Ontology annotation, cellular component: nucleolus; 90S preribosome; small-subunit processome. Gene Ontology annotation, molecular function: protein binding. The transcript has 2 exons. The coding region runs from base 94 to 1920 and encodes 608 amino acids. Gene Ontology annotation, biological process: maturation of SSU-rRNA from tricistronic rRNA transcript (SSU-rRNA, 5.8S rRNA, LSU-rRNA).